Messenger RNA from Plasmodium fragile, 1686 nucleotides. RefSeq lists its product as uncharacterized. NCBI's taxonomy places the organism in Eukaryota, Apicomplexa, Aconoidasida, Haemosporida, Plasmodiidae. The record is from RefSeq and is a predicted model, not a curated record. Gene Ontology annotation, cellular component: actin cortical patch; Arp2/3 protein complex. Gene Ontology annotation, biological process: Arp2/3 complex-mediated actin nucleation. The coding region runs from base 1 to 1686 and encodes 561 amino acids. Gene Ontology annotation, molecular function: actin filament binding. The transcript has a single exon.
AUGAAGGGACAGGGCGAGGGGCGGAAAACUCCCACGUACAGCCCCAUAACGGAGAGCCUGUACCUCAAGCUGAAGGACCCACUGGGGAUAUACGUCCAUUUAAGCAGCUCCCCCCCGUCGAGCGAAAAAAAAAAAAAACUCCACAAAAGAAUAAGCUUCAGUAGCUUUUCAAAUACCACAUGUAGCGAUAUCCACAAGCUUAACAGCUACCUGCCCAUAGAAAAUAAUGUCGUCCUGUUAUCACUUGGAAAUUAUUCCUUCAAAGUUGGACUCAUAAAUAAGUACGAUUGCAAAUUACAAAGCUGGCGUGUACCCCAAAUGGAAGUGAUUGAGCCAUGGAAGGACCUGGGCUAUGCACAUCCUCCAUAUAAAAAUUACGACAUCCUAGAAGAGUGUCUUUUUCACUGCUUCAGUAAUUAUUACAAAAUAAAUUUAAAAGACAAAGAUUUGUUUAUUCCCUUUUCUAGCACAAACAAUACGUAUGAUUUUUCUACUCUAGGGGAUAUUUUAUUUGACACAUUUCAAGUACAGAGUGUGACCUUUAGGGAGCCUUCCUUUCUCUCUUCACUUAUCAUUUUGGAGAACCUCGCGAAGGAGAAGCAGGAGAGGCAAAACGGGCGUGAAGUCCUACUGUAUAGAAAUGAUCAUAAGGACUCUUGUGGACAUAAUGACUACAUCAGCGACACGGUUAUAAUGGGAAGAGAAAAAUACAAAGGGGAACUUGGCUCAGUGAGGAAAACAAUAAUGGGCAGGGAACCCUACCCAGAGGAGUGUGUCGCCAAAUUACACAAUUUAAACUUGUUCAAUUUCACGUCCAUUUUAGUCAACAUUGGAAGUACUAAGACGACCUGCACACCAGUGAUAAACGGAAUCCCACUGCCCGACCUGACAAGCACUUACGACAUUGGGGGGUACGAUAUAGAUAAUCAAAUAUUUGAGGAAAUGAAAAAAAAUAAAAUGUACCAAAAAGACAUAUCUAUGGAAGCUGCAAAAAUUGCAAAGGAAAAACGGGUACUUACUCCGAAGAGUAGAGAAGACUGUGGUUACCUUUCUUUACUUUAUGAUCGAACUCCGAGAAAUUAUUUAGUUAGCUCCUUCGAGUUAAACUUUAAUAAAAUAUCUUCUUCAGCUGUAAUCUCCACUGAAAUAUUUUUCUCUCCAUGUCAUUUGGGAAAUUAUUUAAAAACAGAAUCGUACAAGCAGCUGCACACUUACGACGUAAACGAGGGAUUCCAUUUGAGCGGGUCUCCCAGUACUUGGAUCCCGAAUGCCAGUAUAAAGGAGUCUUGCCCUAGCUGGAAAGCCAACCUGAGCGCCGCCCUCACACAGAGUACCCUCCCAUGUGUAAUUUACGACACCAUUCAAAAGUGCCCUAUUGAUACUCGAAAGGAACUCUUUGAAAAUAUUUACCUGACAGGGGGGUCCAGUAUCAUUAGGGGCUUUCGUGAAAGAUUACAAAAUGAAUUGUAUGAUUUUGUAAAAAGGAAUAACUUUUACAGCAACGUUUGUAUUAAUGUGCAUUCUCUGCGGAGAAGGAUGCUGCAAAAAUAUGCCACUUACUCAGGGGCUCACUACUUUUUGGAGCUGUUCGAUUAUCACAAUUAUCAAAUAACACGAGCGGAUUAUCAGGAGUAUGGGGACAGCAUCCUGGAGCGUUUGAGUAUGCAGGGGAAGCUUCUCUUUUAG